AUGGACGAAAGUACAGAACUUCGUAUUACUGAUAACAACGACAACGUUAUGAAUAACGAUAUCGAUGACAAGGCUCCGAGUAGUGAAGAAGAAGGGGAGGAUGUUUUUGAUUCUUCUGAGGAAGACGACAAUUUAGAUGAUGAUGAGGACGAAGCUAGAAAGGUGAAAGAAGGUUUCAUUGUUGAUGACGAGGAUGAGGAAGAUGGUACAAUCUCUAAAAAGAGAAGAAAACAUAAACGUAGAAACAGAGAAGAUGAAGAUGAUCGUUUAUCAGAGGAUGAUCUUGAUUUAUUAAUGGAAAACGCUGGUGUCAAGCGUACAACCGCUAGUUCUUCCGGUAAACUUAAGAGAUUAAAGAGAGUAGAAGGUAAAGAAGAAGAAUCUUCAGAAAAUGAAAAAACACAGCAAAAGACUAGUACUACAUCUCAAUUAGAUAAUAUGUUUGAGGAUAUAGAUGAAGAAACUACAUCCAGAGGUAGAAGAAGUGACUCCGACUUAGAGGAGGAGGAUGAAGAAUCCCAUAACGAUAGAAGAGUUGGCAGAGGAGUUGCUCCAAAAGCUGGGAUCAUGGACGAAUUAGACGAUUUUAUUGAAGAAGAUGAAUUUUCAGAUGAAGAUGAAGAGACUAGAGAGAGAAGACUAGAAGAACGAAGAUUACAAAAACAACAAAGAAUGAAUGCUCCAACUCAGAUAUCGGGUCUUUCUUCUGAUAAAAUUGAUGAAAUGUAUGAUAUCUUUGGUGAUGGACACGAUUACGAUUGGGCAUUAGAGAUUGAAAACGAAGAGAUGAACGAAAAUAAUGUUGUCGGUGGUGAAGAUGGGGAGGAAGUAGAUGAAAAUGGUAUCCCUGUACAAACAAAGAAGACUGCAGAUCUACAAGAUAUUUAUGAUUUAGAAGAUUUGAAACAAAAUUUACUUACUGAAGAAGAUAUGUUAAUAAGGAAGACCGAUCUUCCAGAGAGAUUCCAAGAACUUAGAACAGGUAUCCAAAACUAUGGUACUUUAUCUGAACAGGAUCAAGAACUAGAAAAGAAAUGGGUUGCCGACAAGAUUGCCUUGAACAAAAAUUUCGACGCACAAUAUGAUAUGACUGAAUUUAGAGAAUCUAUUGGUAAUGCAAUUAGAUUCAUCACACAAGAUAACCUUGAAGUCCCAUUUAUAUAUGCUUACCGUCGUAAUUAUAUUUCUUCUAAAGUAAGUGGUGGGUUUGUCUUAAGUGAAGAUGAUUUAUGGGAGAUUAUUACAUUAGAUUUAGAAUUCCAGAGCAUUAUCAGUAAGAGAGAUUACGUUAAAAAAUUCUACGAAGAACUAAAUAUUCAUGAUAGUGAUAUCGAAGAUUAUUUCCAAGGCCAAAAUAGUGCAUCUACUGCUGAAUUGAAUGCUCUUCAGGAUAUCCAUGAUUUCUUAGAGUUUAGAUAUUCUCAGGAAAUCAACAAAUCCAUAUCAGUUAACGAGGAGCAUUCUGGGAAGAGACACUUGAAAAAUUCAAGUUACGAAAAGUUUAAAAACAGUCCUCUAUACCGUGCGGUUAGCGAAAUUGGUAUUACUGCUGAAAAUGUAGGUGAAAAUUUAAGUUCGUUGCAUCAAAUCAAUACUCCAGUUGAUCACCAAUCCUUGAAGCCAUAUGAAGUCAUCGAGUCUGUCAUUCAAGAGAACCCUUCUGAAUUGCAAAUCUUCUCAACAAAUAUGAAUUUGGCUGUGGAAACAGUGAGAAAAUACUAUUCGUUAGAAUUAUCCAAGAAUAUUAAGAUUCGAGAAAAAGUCAGAUCUGAUUUCUACAAGUACUAUUUGAUCGAUGUUGUAUUAACUAAGAAGGGUAAAAAUGAAAUUCAAAGAGGGUCUUUGUAUGAAGAUAUCAAAUAUGCCAUCAAUAGAACGCCGUUACACUUCCGUAAAGAUCCAAAUGUGUUUCUACGGAUGUUAGAAGCUGAGUCAUUAAAUUUGAUGGCCUUAAAGAUUCACAUGUCCUCCGAAGAUCAAUAUACGGAUCACUUGUUCCAAAUUGUUUUAGAAACUACUAAUACAUCUGAGCUAGCAACUGAAUGGAACAACUUCCGUAAAGCAGCAUUCAAGGAAGCAAUGAAUCAAAUUUUCUUUGACAUAUCCAGUGAAAUUAAGGAAGGUUUAACCAAAACUUGUCAAAAAUUAGUGGCCCUUACUGUUCGUCAUAAAUUUAUGGCUAAACUCGACCAAGCUCCUUACAUUCCAAAUGUCAAAGAAUCGAAAAUUCCACGUAUUCUAACAUUGUCAUGUGGUCAAGGUAAAUUUGGUGCAGAUGCUAUCAUCAGUGUAUUUGUUAAUCGUAAAGGUGAAUUUGUCAAGGACUUCAAGAUUGUAGAUAACCCUUUUGACAGAUCCCGUCCAGAGGCAUUUGAGGAUACAUUAGGGAGUAUUAUAUCCACUUGUCAACCUAAUGCCAUUGGUAUUAAUGGUCCAAAUCCAAAGACAGAAAAGUUUUUCAAAAAAGUGCAAGAUAUAAUUCAAAGGAAACAAAUUGUUGAUAGUAAGGGCAAUUUGGUUUCUGUUAUAUAUGUUGAGGAUGAAACUGCCCUUCGUUUCCAAAAUUCUAAGAGGGCACAAGAAGAAUUUUCUAAUAAGGCACCAUUGAUCAAGUACUGUAUUGGUCUUGCUCGUUAUAUGCAUUCUCCGUUGUUAGAAUAUGCCAAUUUGUUACCUGAAGAACUGAAAUCCUUAGCAAUCCAUCCACAUCAAUCAUUACUGCCUACGGAAAUUCUGGUACAUGCUUUAGAAUCUGCAUUUGUUGAUAUUGUCAAUUUAGUUGGUGUCGAUGUUAACAAGGCCACUGAUAAUGAUUAUUAUGCUUCAGUAUUAAAAUAUGUUUCCGGUUUUGGUAAACGUAAGGCUGCUGAUUUCCUGCAAUCCUUACAUAGAUUGAAUGAGCCAUUAUUAGCUCGUCAACAACUGAUUACUCACAAUAUUUUACACAAGACAAUAUUCAUGAACUCGGCUGGGUUCCUAAAUAUAUCUUGGAACGAAAAGAGGCAAAAAUAUGAGGACUUGGAACAUGAUCAACUUGAUAGUACAAGAAUUCAUCCUGAAGAUUAUCAUUUGGCCACAAAAGUUGCAGCGGAUGCAUUAGAAUAUGAUCCAGAUGCUAUUGCAGAAAAAGAAGAUCAAGGUACAAUGAGUGACUUCAUAGAAUAUUUAAGAGAUGAUCCUGAUCGCAGAACGAAAUUAGAAUCCUUGAAUCUGGAGUCUUACGCUGAAGAAUUAGAGAAGACGACAGGCCAAAGAAAAUUGAAUAAUUUGAGUACAAUUAUAUUAGAGUUACUGCAUGGUUUUGAGGAAUUAAGAAAUGAUUUUCAUCCUUUACAAGGUGAAGAGAUUUUCCAUAGUUUAACCGGUGAAACUGAAAAGACAUUUUACAAAGGUUGUGUCAUUCCUGUUAAGGUUGAAAGAUUCUGGCAUAAUGAUAUUAAAUGUAUUACAAACUCUGGUGUUGAUUGUAUUGUAAAUGCGCAAAGACAUAUAGGUGCUCAAAUUCAAAGAGCUGCUGGUGAGAUAUAUGAAAUUGGUAAGACGUAUCCUGCCAAGAUUAUUUUCAUUGAUUAUAGCGAGAUAUCUGCUGAGGUGUCUCUGUUGGAAGAAGAUGUCGAACACGAGUACAUUCCAAUCAGUUACAGUAAAGAUCCAUCUGUAUGGGACUUGCAGCAAGAAUUGAAGGAUAAUGAGGAGGAAAGGAAAAUAUCCGCUGACAGAGCUCGCGCUAAAAGGGCACAUCGUGUGAUCAAUCAUCCUUAUUAUUUCCCAUUUAAUAGUAAACAGGCUGAGGAUUAUCUAAGAUCGAAAAACCGUGGUGAUUUUGUCAUCAGGCAAUCAAGUCGAGGCGAUGAUCAUCUUGCUAUCACAUGGAAAUUAGACAAAGAUCUAUUUGAACAUAUUGACAUUAAGGAAUUCGAAAAAGAAAAUCCGUUGGCAUUGGGUAAAGUUCUUGUUGUUGAAAAUCAAAGAUAUCAUGACUUAGAUCAAUUAAUUGUCGAAUAUUUACAAAAUAAAGUUAGAUUAUUGAAUGAGAUGACAUCAAAUGAAAAAUUCAAAUCUGGUACAUCAAAGGAAGUCAUCAAAUUCAUUGAAGAUUACUCUAAAGUCAAUCCUAAAAAGUCUGUCUAUUACUUCAGUUUCAAUUAUGAGCACCCAGGAUGGUUCUUUAUUAAUUUCAAGAUCAAUGCAAGUGGUAAACUUUAUACAUGGAACGUUAGAUUGACUAAUACUGGAUUUUACUUAGUUAACUACAAUUAUCCAAGUGUUGUCCAACUUUGUAACGGUUUCAAGACAUUGCUGAAAUCAAACAGAAAUAGAGCAUAA
Maudiozyma barnettii is the source of this 4326-nucleotide messenger RNA. It is a transcript of the gene SPT6, whose product is annotated as chromatin-remodeling histone chaperone SPT6. NCBI's taxonomy places the organism in Eukaryota, Fungi, Ascomycota, Saccharomycetes, Saccharomycetales, Saccharomycetaceae. The record is from RefSeq and is a predicted model, not a curated record. Gene Ontology annotation, biological process: nucleosome organization; transcription elongation-coupled chromatin remodeling; positive regulation of transcription elongation by RNA polymerase II. Gene Ontology annotation, molecular function: nucleosome binding; DNA binding; histone binding. The transcript has a single exon. Gene Ontology annotation, cellular component: transcription elongation factor complex. The coding region runs from base 1 to 4326 and encodes 1441 amino acids.